UUAGUCAAGAGUGUUAGACGUGUCAUGUUUGUGGAUAUCAUAAGUUUUUUUUUAUAAUUUUCUUAUCAAUGUAAAUCAUAAUAUUAUUCUUUACAUAUUUUUUUACUCAUUUCUUCGAAAACUAUAUACACAACAAUGGCAUUGAAUAAAGAUUCAGACAACCGCAAUUUUAUCCAACAGAGAUAUGUGUUGAGCUCAAUGGGCUUUAUGGCAUUGGCCAUAGGCUAUGUUCAACGAUUUUGCUUGAGUUUGGCGAUCACCGAAAUGGCAGAACAAAAGCACCAUACGGUUUAUCAGGAUGCUAAUUUGGGCACAGUGUGUCCAGACGGAAAGUCAUUCGGAAAUGCGACUCUCUUCAAAAAGGAAAUGGAAUUCGAUUGGGAUGAAAAGACCCAAGGAUUAGUGUUAAGUUCAUUCUUUUGGGGGUACGUAAUCACACAAAUGCCGGGUGGCAUGUUGGCUGAUAUGUACGGAGGCAAAGCCACAUUGGGUUUGGGAAUGCUAUUUAGCAGUAUCGGUACAAUCAUUACGCCUUUUGUAGCCAGGAGCUAUGGGCCAGAAGAACUUAUUAUACUGCGAUUGAUCAUCGGACUCGCUCAAGGACCAUUGUAUCCUGCAAUGAGCAGGCUACUCGCCUCAUGGGUACCAAUUGAAGAACGGGGUCGAUUGGGAUCUCUGGUAUUUGCUGGAGCACAAGUUGGUAACGUUCUUUCUAUGCAGUUAGGUGGUUUUCUUAUGCGGUAUACUAAUAGUUGGACUAGCGUAUUCUAUGCAUUUGGAAUUUUUGGUAUACUUUGGCUCAUGUUUUGGUUUGUAUUGAUAUACAACCACCCAAAUCGUCAUCCAUUUAUCAGUUCGAGUGAAAAACAGUAUUUGAACAGGGCGAUUAACACUAUUGACCCAGAAGAUGGCAAGUUAUCAAUUCCAUGGAAAAGUAUUGCAACAUCAGCACCAGUAUGGGGAUUGAUUAUUGUUCAAAUAGGUCAUGAUUGGGGUUUGUUCACCAUAAUUACAGAUUUGCCAAAGUAUAUGAAGUCAGUGUUGAAGUUCUCAGUAGUCGAAAAUGGUUUAUUGUCUGGCUUGCCAUACAUAGUAAUGUGGUUAGUAGCUAUGGGUUCGGGUUUCAUAGUAGACUCAAUGUUAUCAUCAAAGUAUUUUACAGUAACUUGCAUCCGUAAAACAUUUGUAACUAUAGCUAGUGUAGGUCCAGCACUCGGAAUUGUUGCAGCAUCAUAUUCUGGAUGCGAUAAAGUAUUAGCAGUAGCUAGCUUCACAAUAGGUAUGGGACUUAUGGGUACUUUUGUACCCAGUUUGAAAGUUAACGCCUUAGAUCUCAGUCCCAACUUUGCUGGAACAUUGAUGGCUAUUGUGGGUACAAUUGGAUGUUUGUCUGGAGUUAUUGCACCUUAUAUUGUUGGCAUUAUGGUUCCAAAUAGUUCUAUGGAAGAAUGGCGUGAUGUGUUUUGGCUGUCUGCUGCAAUACUAAUAGCUACCAACUUGUUAUUUUUACAAUAUGGAUCAGGAAAUGUACAACCAUGGAAUGAAAAGCCGAACCGCCAGUAUAAGAGUAGCGAUAUUAAUAAUGAAAAUAAUACGGCAUCAAUACUAAAACCAUUGUAAAAUAAUAAUCUGAUAAGCUUUGUACAGUUAAAACUUUAUGUCUUAAAAUUUUUAUACUAAUUAUACUUAAGAUAUAACAUAA
Rhopalosiphum maidis (corn leaf aphid) is the source of this 1702-nucleotide messenger RNA. RefSeq names its product putative inorganic phosphate cotransporter. The transcript is spliced from 9 exons. Gene Ontology annotation, molecular function: transmembrane transporter activity. Gene Ontology annotation, biological process: monoatomic anion transport; transmembrane transport. Lineage: Eukaryota; Metazoa; Arthropoda; Insecta; Hemiptera; Aphididae. The coding region runs from base 136 to 1620 and encodes 494 amino acids. The record is from RefSeq and is a predicted model, not a curated record.